GUUCGUGAUUAACCACAGUGUUGAACACACAUAACAGAGUGAUUGAAUAUUUAUAUUCUGAAUUAUUCUGGGCCAAACUUAGUUUCAGUUUUCCUCUGGUAUUAUAAAAUUACGGUCAAGAUGGAUUUUGGAACGUUGUUAUACAAUGCUCAAAAGAAUAAAGAAGUUAUGAAGGAGCCGAUUAAAUAUUAUAGCACAAAGUUUGCUCCACCAAAAAAGGAGCAGAAAGAUAAAUCACGGUUAUCACUCAAUGUAAGGAAGUUUCUGGAAAAGAAGGAGGAAGAAGAGAGACAAAAAAGGCUUGAAGCUCAAAGAAAAAAAGAAGAGUUAUUAGCUUUGAGAUCGAAGGAUAAAAAGGCUGUCAAGCGUGUGAAUGUCAUGUUGAAGCGGACCAAAUCUGUUAUUCAAGAUGCAGUGGAUUCUGACAAAACUGCUGUUACUCUAGUUGGACUUGCACAACCUGAUGAAGAUGAUUAUGGAUAUGUUUCACAAGAAGCAUCUGUUUUUUAUAAUAAAAUGAUGGAAAAGUAUAGUAAGAUGCCAGACAAGACACCAAAGUUCUUGUUAGAAAAAAAGAAAGUUAACACCAAUCUGAGCUCAACUAAAGAUAGAGUUAAAGCUGCUUUAGAAAAGGAGAAAGAAGAAGCAAUGAUGCCUCAUAGGAGGAAACGCAAACAUAAGAAUCCAGAAGACAUCUCAUCUCCAGAUGACAACUUCCCGUCUACCCCAUCGAGAAUGGCUGAUGAGAGACCUGAUGCUAAGAAACCAAAGAUUGAUAAACCUAAAAUGCCUCCACCGAUGAAUUUCAAUGAGCUCCUCAAACUAGCAGAAAAGAAACAAUUCGAACCCAUAGUUAUUGAGAAGAAAAGCAAAGAAGAUGAAAGUCCCCUUACCAAGAAACAGAGAAGAGAAAUGGAAAGGAUGAGGGUGUGGCAGGAAAGAAAACAAGAAAGACUUAAGCCUGACCCAAGCGAGCCCAAACAGAAAAUUAAUAAAGAAGCAGAAACUGCCAAAUCGAAAAUAGCAAAAGUGCCAAAUCAGUCAAUAUUAGCAACAGCCCGAACAAGUUCUAAUAAGGCUGAUAAUAAAAUGCAAAAUCCUGAACCAGAAAUUAGGAAAAAAAUUGAUUGGGGUCCUAAACAUCCAUCAGCUGGAAAAAUGAACAGCAUAACAAAGGCCCCAGUUGACACUAAAAAACCAGUCCCAAGUGCCUCCAAUAAUCCCAUGAAAGAUUUGGGAAAAUCUGUAUCAAAUUAUACAGAAAAAUCUACAAAAAUUGCCACCAAAAGCAAUAAUGGAACAACUAAGAAUGGCUUACCUUCAAAGGACAUAAAAAGGUAUCCUAAAGAAAUCAGUGUGAACAGCAGAGGCCCCUCUGACAAAAAAAUGUUAGAUAAGAUUAAGGAGAAAGAAAUGCUACAAAGAGAAUUGUCUAAACCAAAACAGUUCCCACCAAAUGAUGUAAGGCCAAAACAAUUUCCUCCAGCUGAUGUGAGGAGAAAACCCAUGUCUAAUAAAAUGCAAAUGAAAAAACGAAGAAUAAUCGAUGAUGAUGAUGAUGAAGAUUAUGAUUCUGAAAUGGAUGACUUCAUUGAUGAUGGUCCCGAAGAAGAAGAGGAUUACUCUAAAUAUAUCAGAGAAAUAUUUGGUUAUAACAAGUCAAAAUAUGUGGAAGUCGAUGAAGAAGAUGAUGAUAUUAUGGAGUCCUCAUUUUCACAGCAGAUGAAAGAAGAGCAAAUCAGUACAAAAUUGGGUAUAAUGGAAGAUCUUGAAGAUAUGAGACUAGAGGAAGAGCACAAACGAAGAAAAGCAUUGAUGAAGAAAAAAUUCGGUAGCUAAAAGUGAGAUCGCACGCAGUGACCAAGAUGCAUCUAGUGUUUUAGUCAUUGCAUUUAU
Molecule: messenger RNA, 1896 nt
Organism: Coccinella septempunctata (seven-spotted ladybird)
Lineage: Eukaryota; Metazoa; Arthropoda; Insecta; Coleoptera; Coccinellidae
Product: protein SPT2 homolog
Exons: 4
Coding region: 121-1839 (572 amino acids)
Biological process (GO): nucleosome assembly; regulation of DNA-templated transcription
Cellular component (GO): nucleolus
Molecular function (GO): DNA binding; histone binding
Source: RefSeq, a predicted model, not a curated record